AUGGCACCUACAGUCGACAAAGAAAAUGUACACAACGGUGCCAACACCGUACCAAUGAAGUCACCUAUGAAGAAUACCGUAUUGGCGACAAGAAAUGGUAAUUUGAACGAAGAAAUGGAGGUGGAGAAAGUGGAAGAAACCUUGGAUUUCGAUCCCCAAAAGGAGCCCCUACUGCGGGAGAAUCCCCGUCGCUUUGUUAUUUUCCCCAUUCAAUACCCUGAUAUUUGGGAGAUGUACAAAAAGGCCGAAGCUUCUUUCUGGACCGUGGAGGAAGUUGAUCUAUCAAAGGAUCUGUCAGACUGGGAAACCUUAAAGGACAGCGAGAGACAUUUCAUCAAGCAUGUACUGGCAUUCUUUGCUGCAUCUGACGGUAUUGUCAAUGAAAAUCUUGUUGAGAGAUUCUCGCAAGAAGUGCAAGUGACGGAGGCAAGGUGUUUCUACGGAUUCCAAAUAGCCAUGGAGAAUGUGCACUCAGAGAUGUACUCAUUGCUCAUCGACACAUAUAUCAGAGACUCCAAGGAGAGGGAUUUCCUGUUCAACGCCAUUGAGACUUUGCCAUGUGUGAAGAAGAAAGCAGACUGGGCGCUGCAGUGGAUCGCGAGCAAGACCGCCACCUUUGGCGAGAGGAUCGUGGCUUUUGCCGCCGUCGAAGGCAUUUUCUUCUCUGGCAGCUUUGCCUCCAUAUUCUGGCUGAAGAAGCGUGGACUCAUGCCUGGACUUACCUUCAGCAAUGAGUUGAUCUCUAGAGAUGAGGGUUUGCACACCGAUUUCGCAUGCCUGAUGUUCCGGCACCUGGUGCAAAAGCCGAGCAAGGCGUGCGUGCUAAACAUCAUUAAGGAUGCAGUGCUGAUCGAGCAGGAGUUCCUCACCGACGCGCUGCCCGUGCGCCUGCUCGGCAUGAACUGUGACCUCAUGUCACAGUACAUCGAGUUCGUAGCCGACAGACUACUCGUCGAUCUCAUCGGGGAGAAGCAUUACAAUACAAAGAAUCCAUUUGACUUUAUGAAUCUCAUCUCGCUGGAGGGUAAAACUAAUUUCUUCGAGAAGAAAGUGGGCGAAUACCAAAAAUGCGGCGUGAUGGCCAACCGCCUGGACAACGUGUUCACACUGGAUGCUGAUUUCUAAAUAAGCUACUUCAUCACGUAUCUGACUACAGACUGACAGUAUUAUUGAUUCCAAUCUAUUAAGAGAGAUGACGCGUGUCGUUUGUGCUGUUUAAUUAUAAUAGGAAUAUUUCUUUCUACCAGUGGAACUGGUACUUCAUAGUAGAUUAUUCUACUUACUAAUGAAAUAGUUUUGUCAGUUUUGCAAAAUAUGCUAAAAUUAAAUGAUGUAUCUAUUAAGUAUCAUUAAUGUUAUUGUAUUGAUUUAUAUGCACAAUAGAUUAAAUAUUAAGGAAUAUAUCUGACAGUUCACACUUAAUUAUGUUAAGUUAAUUAUAAGGUGAUCAUUGAGCAAAUGAUUGGUUGUGUGAUAAUAAAUGUUAAUAUAGUGUAAUAUAAAACUAUUUGAAUAAAUAUUUUUUUUAAUUGUAA
Molecule: messenger RNA, 1535 nt
Organism: Manduca sexta (tobacco hornworm)
Lineage: Eukaryota; Metazoa; Arthropoda; Insecta; Lepidoptera; Sphingidae
Gene: RnrS
Product: ribonucleoside-diphosphate reductase subunit M2
Exons: 6
Coding region: 1-1125 (374 amino acids)
Biological process (GO): deoxyribonucleotide biosynthetic process
Cellular component (GO): cytosol
Molecular function (GO): ribonucleoside-diphosphate reductase activity, thioredoxin disulfide as acceptor
Source: RefSeq, a predicted model, not a curated record